Molecule: messenger RNA, 777 nt
Organism: Talaromyces proteolyticus
Lineage: Eukaryota; Fungi; Ascomycota; Eurotiomycetes; Eurotiales; Trichocomaceae
Product: AhpD-like protein
Exons: 2
Coding region: 1-777 (258 amino acids)
Molecular function (GO): peroxiredoxin activity
Source: RefSeq, a predicted model, not a curated record
AUGUCUUCAGAAUCGCUUAAAGAGCAAUUUAUCGCCGAAAAUGGCGAACAUGCAUGGAAAGACUGCUGGCAAAGCAUCCUCAAACUCAGCCCGGGGUUCUUCAAAGCCAGUCUCGAUCUUCUCAGUGUACCAAAACGAGCCGGUCAUCACCACCUACCCGCUAAACUCCAAGCACUCAUUGCCCUUGCAGUGGACAGUGCAUCUACUCAUCUUUAUGCGCCUGGUAUACAAGAACAUAUCCAAACUGCUCUCAAAGAAGGUGCUACAGUGGCAGAGAUAGUCGAGGUUGUUGAAUUGACCUCAACACUUGGUAUACAUGCCUGUAAUAUCGGCGUCCCCAUACUUGCAGAAGUUCUCAGAGAAGAGAAUCAUCCUGCGGGGCAAGCAUCACCCUUCAAUUCUCGCCAGGAGCAGCUCAAAGCUGAAUUUAUAAAGAACAGAGGAUAUUGGCACGUAUUUUGGGAGGAUUUCCUACGACUUGACCCUGAUUUCUUCGCGGCAUACUUGAAUUUCUCUUCUGUUCCAUGGACCAAAAAGACAGAACAUGGCGAAAACGGGGCUUUAGAACCAAAGGUAAAGGAGCUCAUAUACUGUGCAUUUGAUGCAGCAGCAACACACCUGUAUGUGCCUGGGCUAAAAUUGCACAUGAGAAAUGCUUUGAGAUACGGAGCCACUCCACAGGAAAUUAUGGAGGUCUUGGAGAUUGCCACGUCAUUAAGCUUGCAUACUGCGAAUGUAGCUGUUCCCAUAUUGGAGAAAGAGUUAUCCAAGAAAUGA